Messenger RNA from Octodon degus (degu), 3221 nucleotides. Its product is annotated as zinc finger protein 780B. The coding region runs from base 196 to 2586 and encodes 796 amino acids. Gene Ontology annotation, molecular function: RNA polymerase II cis-regulatory region sequence-specific DNA binding; DNA-binding transcription factor activity, RNA polymerase II-specific. NCBI's taxonomy places the organism in Eukaryota, Metazoa, Chordata, Mammalia, Rodentia, Octodontidae. The record is from RefSeq and is a predicted model, not a curated record. Gene Ontology annotation, biological process: negative regulation of transcription by RNA polymerase II; regulation of cytokine production; regulation of immune system process. The transcript is spliced from 5 exons.
GCGGCGGCUGUGAGCGUCGCUGUUGCGGUGCGCUGGUUGUCGGCUGCGUCUCGUCUCUCCUCUCGCAGCCGCUCGAGCUGCAGCGGAGGAACGGCCCCGGCAUGGGUAACAUUCUGAGCGCAGGGUGCAGCGUUCCGCGAGAAGGAGAAGAAGACUAAAGAAGAUUAAUCAACCAGUUUUUGUAAUUUUAAAAACAUGGUCCAUGGGUCAGUGACCUUCAGGGAUGUGGCCAUUGAUUUCUGCCAGGAGGAAUGGGAGUGCUUAGGCCCUAUUCAGAGAGACUUGUACAGAGAUGUGAUGUUGGAGAACUACAGCAACCUCAUUGCAGUGGGAAGUACCAUUUCUAAGCCAGAUGUGAUUGCCUUACUAGAGCAAGGGACAGAGCCCUGGAUGGGUGUGAGGAAGGACAGGAGCAGGUGGUACCCAGGUUUGAAUUCAGGUUGUAGAGCAGAGAAAAUAUCUCCAGAAUACCUCCAGGAUAUAAAGCAAAUAAGUAAUACUCUUAGCCUUCAGUCUUGCAGUUUUAGAUGUGGCUCAGAACACAAUUUAGCGAAACUAAAUGGAUAUCAAGAAGGAUAUAUCAAUCAAAAGAUACUCAGCUGUGAGGAAAAAAAGCCUACUUAUACCAGCUCUAUUCUUACUCACGGUACAGAUAAACUAUAUAAAUAUAAGAAAUGUAGGAAAUCCUUUAGUUGUCACUCCAAUCUUAUUCAACAUCACAGUGUUCAUACUAGAGUGAAACUCUAUCAAUGUAAGGAAUGUGGGAAGGCCUUUAGACUUCAUAUACAACUUAUUGAACAUCAGAAAUUUCACAAUGGUGAGAAAUCUUUUGGAUGCAAGGAAAAUGGGAAGACCUUUAGUUGUGCCUCAGACCUUAUUCAACAUCAGAAUACUCAUAAUGGUGUGAAACGAUAUGAAUGUAAGGAAUGUGGAAAAAGCUUUAAUCAUAGUUCAAACCUCAGUCAGCAUCAGAAGACUCAUAGUGCUGAGAAACCCUUUGUAUGUAAAGAAUGUGGCAAAGCUUUUAAAUUUCCUUACCGACUUAUUGAACACCACAGAAGUCACACUGGUGAGAGACCCUUUGAAUGUAAGGAAUGUGGGAAGGCUUUUAGACUUCACCUACAACUUUAUCGACAUCAGAAAACUCAUACUGGUGAGAAAUCCUUUGUAUGUAAGGAGUGUGGGAAGGAAUUUAGAUAUCACUAUCUACUUAUUGAACAUCACAGAAUUCAUACUGGAGAGAAACCCUAUAAGUGUAGAGAGUGUGGGAAAGGCUUUAAUCGUGGUUCAAACCUCAGCCAGCAUCAGAAAAUUCAUUCCAGUGAGAAUCCCUUCAUAUGUAAGGAAUGUGGACAGGGCUUUAAAUAUCAUCACCAAUAUGUUGAACAUCACAGAGUUCAUACUGGUGAGAAGACUUACAAAUGUGAGGAAUGUGGGAAGGUCUUUAUUCUUCUGACACAGUUUGUUCAGCAUCAAAAUGUUCAUAAUGGUAAGAAGCCAUUUGAAUGUAAGGAAUGUGGGAAGACCUUCAGUUGUAGCUCAAAUCUUGUUCAACAUCAGAAUAUUCAUGCUGGUAUGAAACCAUAUGAAUGUAAGGAAUGUGGGAAAAGUUUUAAUCGUAGUUCAAACCUCAGUCAGCAUCAGAAGACUCAUACUGGUGAGAAACCCUUUGUAUGUAAGGAAUGUGGAAGGGCAUUUAGAUAUCAUUAUCGUCUUAUAGAACAUCACAGAAGUCACACUGGUGAGAAACCUCUUGAAUGUAAAGAAUGUGGGAAGGCCUUUAGAGUUCACCUACAACUUUCUCGACAUCAGAAAACUCAUACUGGUGAGAAAUCCUUUGUAUGUAAGGAAUGUGGAAAGGAAUUUAAAUACCAUUACCGACUUAUUGAACAUCACAGAAGUCAUACUGGUGAGAAACCCUUUGAAUGUAAAGAAUGUGGGAAGGCUUUUAGACUUCACCUACAACUAUCUAGACAUCAGAAAACACAUACUGAUGAGAAGUCCUUUGUUUGUGAGGAAUGUGGAAGGGCAUUUAGGUAUCAUUACCGACUUAUUGAACAUCACAGAAGUCAUACUGGUGAAAAACCCUUUGAAUGUAAAGAAUGUGGAAAGGCUUUUAGACUUCACCUACAGCUUUCUCGACAUCAGAAAACACAUACUGGUGAAAAAUCCUUUGUGUGUAAGGAAUGUGGGAAGGCAUUUAGAUAUCAUCACCGACUUACUGAACAUCAUAGAAUUCAUACUGGUGAGAAACCCUAUAAAUGUAGAGUGUGUGGGAAGGCCUUUAAUCGUGCUUCAAACCUCAGUCAACAUCACAGAAUUCAUUCUGGUUUGAAACCGUUUAUAUGUGAAGAAUGUGGGCAGAGCUUUAAAUAUUAUCACCAAUGUGUUGAACAUCACAGAAUCCAUACUGGUGAAAAACCCUAUGAAUGUAAGGAGUGUGGGAAGACUUUUAGACUUCAACUACAACUUUCUCGACAUCGGAAAGUUCAUUCUGCUGAGAAUUCCUUUGAAUAUAAGGAAUGUGAGACUCCUUCAGACAUCAGUACUAAUUUAUUGAACAUUAGGGAACUUAUACUCGUGUGAAAUCUUAUGUAUGUGAAGGAAGAUACUUUUGACAAUUCAGAUUUUUUUCAACAUCAGGAUAUCCAUAGUAGAAGCUCUCUGAAUGUAGUCAGUUGAGAAGGCUUUUAGUCUUUCCAUAAAAAUCAUACCACUCAUACAGGUGGAAACUGAAUGAAAGAGUAUGGGAAACCCUUUAAUGAGACAAACCUUGUUCAACAUUGAAGCAUUCAUGUUGGUAUGAAACAAUAUGAGGGGGAAAGGAUGUAAUUGUGGUUGAAACCUCAACAUCAGAAAGUUGUUACUACUGAAAAACCUUUUGUAAGCAAUGCAGGAAAGCUUUAUAUCUAAAAGUUUAGAGUUGCUGAACAUCACAGAAUUCUUAGUGAUGAGCAGCCCUAUGAGUAUAGAUGUGAGAAAGCCUUUAGACUUAAGUGUUUAUUGCCUAUCCAUUUGUACAGAUCUGAAACCUUAAGAUUAUUCAGAAUGUGGGAAAAUCUUUAAAUGGUUUACUUUGUAGACACCAGAAAAUUCAUAAUGUCACAAGUUGUAUGACUAUAAUGUGGAGCAGAUUAUAUGAAAAAAUUAAUUACCUGAGAAUUCAUAUUGACUAGGAAUUCUAUAUAUAAAAGAACAUGGGAGGGCCAGCAAGGUAGCUC